Seriola dumerili (greater amberjack) is the source of this 1464-nucleotide messenger RNA. Its product is annotated as activator of 90 kDa heat shock protein ATPase homolog 1-like. Lineage: Eukaryota; Metazoa; Chordata; Actinopteri; Carangiformes; Carangidae. Gene Ontology annotation, molecular function: ATPase activator activity; protein-folding chaperone binding. Gene Ontology annotation, cellular component: cytosol. The record is from RefSeq and is a predicted model, not a curated record. Gene Ontology annotation, biological process: protein folding; positive regulation of ATP-dependent activity. Bases 128 to 1144 code for a protein of 338 amino acids. The transcript is spliced from 9 exons.
CUUCAGUCUGUCAGGACACCAGGACUAUAGUAAUACAGCUAUAGUACUGCAGUAUUUUUUAUUAGAGCAGUAUUAUAACCUGUUUUUCAGUCAGUAUUGAUCAGUGAUCAGUGAUUAGUUAUCACUCAUGGCCAAAUGGGGAGAAGGAGAUCCUCGAUGGAUUGUUGAGGAGAGAGCUGACGCCACCAACGUCAACAACUGGCACUGGACGGAGCGGGACGUCUCGGGCUGGUCGUUGCAGCGUCUCCGUCAGCUGUUGCUUGGGGUCCGGGUGGCGGGACCGGAGGGGGCGUGUCAGCUGACCGACGUCAAUAAACUGGACGGAGAAGCUUCCAUCAACAACCGCAAAGGGAAACUCUUCUUCUUCUACGAGUGGCAGCUGCGGGCCAGCUGGCUGGGUACGUCCAGCAGUGGAGUGAAGUACAGAGGAACUGUGGACGUGUCCAACCUGUCCGACGAGAACGACAUGGACGACCUGGAUAUUUCGGUGUCUCUGUGUAAAGACCAGCCCAACACGCCCCUCCUCGACCUCAUGAAGAGGACCGGGGUUCCGGAGGUCCGCAGGAUUCUGGGCGAGUAUGUCCACCAGCUCAAAUCAGAGUUCAGUCAGGGGAUGAUCCUGCCCUCUACCAACGAACCAAAACCUCAACCUGAGCUGACCCAGAAGAACCAGAUCAAGACCAGUAGAGCCCAGAUCAGCUCCACCCCGAGGUGUUCCUCUAGCCCUGCCCCCUGUCCUUCAGGUGUUUGUAUCCCAACCUGCAUCUUUAAUCUGAAGGAGACCUUCCAGACAUCAGCUGAUGAGCUCUACAGGACCUUCAUCAACCAGGAGUUUGUUCAGGUGUUCACGCGCUCGGUGGCGUUGGUCAACGGUUGUCGUGGAGGCAGGUUCCAGCUGUUGGAUGGGAGCGUCAGCGGAGAGUUCACACAGCUGGUGCCGGACCAGAGGAUCGAGAUGAGGUGGCGGUUCAGGACGUGGCCUAGCGAGCACUACGCCACCAUCAGUCUGGACCUGGAGGACCGAGGAGACGAGACUGAGCUGAGGAUGGAGUGUCGAGGAGUCCCUGCUGGGGAGGAGGACUCCACCAGGGAGGGCUGGACCCGCUUCUACUUCCAGGCCAUAAAACAGACAUUUGGAUACUGAGUCUCUGUGAUAGUGAACCCUGCAGCUCGUCUGACAGGCGGUCUGAAAGGAUGAGAUCUUCAGUGUGUCUCUGUCCAACAUUUCAACAAAAAGAGUCCGAGGCAGACAUCCUGCAUCUGGACCUUACAGAGGUUUAAAGGACCAUCUCUGUUUCUCAGUCAGACCAGUUGAGUCCAGGACAGAGACAGGUCCAGGAGGUUGUUAGCCUAGCUUCACACUGGGAGCAGGAGAAACCGUUGGCUCCACUGAAGGUGGAAAAACAAACAGUCAUUUUAUUGGACUGCUUCUUUAAAAAUGUUAUGUGUGAAUAAAUGACUUCC